Carica papaya (papaya) is the source of this 1649-nucleotide messenger RNA. NCBI's taxonomy places the organism in Eukaryota, Viridiplantae, Streptophyta, Magnoliopsida, Brassicales, Caricaceae. The record is from RefSeq and is a predicted model, not a curated record.
GUCUCAAUAUUCAGGCAUCUUAGAACUCUUUGUUUCUUUUGUCUUCUGAAUAGAUUAUAUGAUCUUGAUCCUUAGUUUUGGUCAGAGAUUCUUCUGCGGUUGUAAUUAAAAUAAAUCUGUUUUACAUAUAAUGGUUAGAGUGUGUGUGGAACAAAUGAAUUACAAAAAAGAAUGUCAAAAUUCAUAUGGAAAUUUAUAUUUGGAGUUGUUCCAAAUCCGAAAAUUUAAUUCCAAAUGGAUUCAAAAUGGAACUAGAACAAUAUAUUUCAAACUUUAUUGGAGUUUUAAGAUGAUUAUGCUGGAUUUAAUGAAAAGUUGUAAAUAUAUACCUCUAAAUAAAAGGCUACCAAAAAACUACCCUUCAGCUGCCCUUCCCGCCCAUGCCGAAUACCUCCGGCCGGUUCCGCCGGGUAGGGCCAGGAGCUGGUUUGGGGAAUCACGGGGUCUUAUACUUAUUCAGGGGAGCCUCGAUUCUAUCAAUCAUUCCAUUUCAGAAUCGAGAUUUCAUAGAAGAAUAACCGAGGCCAAAAAAUCCUUUCACACCCGCUUGAAACAUGUGGCUGAAUAUAUAAGGAGGUUCACACACCCUGGACAAAUCCAUCCUGUAUCCCUUACUUGUCACCUUUACCGCUUGUCUUAUUUACCGUUUGCUUUAGCAGGUGGUUUAUGUCUGGUCCUUUCGGGUCGCCUGACCUGGGCUGAUGGCGCUUCGUAACGGCGUUUUUGUCUGGGGUCUAGCGGCUCUCUCUAAGGCUUCGAUGUACUAGUACCUGCCACCAAAACAUUGUGAAGGAUUCAGUGAACGUCUUGAAAGGCAGUAAGACAAGACAAUUCACUUUUUCCUUGUUGACUCUACCGGAGGAGUAUGAAAUCAACAACGUGUAACUGCACUAGAGAAAAUGCAGUGAAUUUCAUAAUAUAUUUUUUAUAUUCAUGAUUUAUUCCAAAGACAAGAACUCGUUCCUAAAAAACUUUCUUAUGCAAUUUAGUUGGAAAUACUCCAAACAUAACCCUAUAAUUGGUUUAAGAACCCUGAGUUGUGUUUUGAUCUUCUUCUAAAUGAUGCAGUUUCCUUGGAAAGAGUUAUCUGUUCUGCCAGUUCAGUGGCAUGCUCUCUGUCUUGGUUUGUUUGCAUCAAUAAUAGCACCUUUUGGAGGCUUUUUUGCGAGCGGCUUUAAAAGAGCUUUUAAAGUCAAGGAUUUUGGUGAUAGUAUUCCUGGACAUGGUGGAAUUACAGAUAGAAUGGAUUGCCAGAUGGUCAUGGCUGUCUUUGCAUACAUCUACCAUCAAUCGUUCAUUGAGCCACAAAGCAUCUCAGUUGAAAUGAUCUUGGACCAGAUAUUAACAAACCUUCCUUUUGAGGAGCAGCAAGCUCUAUUUGCCAAGCUUGGGCAAAUGUUGCAGGAGAGAGUGAUUGGACAUUCAUAGACCGCCCCCCCCCCCCCCCCCCCAUAUAUCCAACUCUGUAUUAUGUAAUCUUCCCUUAUUUAAGGCAUGAAGGAUGCACGGUGACCUAGAAAUGAAAGCCAAACUAUUUGUAUAUGGUGGAUGCAUUCUUUUAUUGAGCAUUACUCUGUACAGUGCAUGUUAACGAAAUUUAAACUUAACACAAAACUGUCAAUGGAGUGUAUUGCCUCUCCAUUUAUGCA